UUCUCAGGUUUUCUGUGUUAUAUUUCAGUUGCAAGAGUAGAGCGAUCUUCAUUUCAUCUUUUGGUUUUCAGACUUCACUGUAGGUUUGCUGAGGAGAAGACAACAAUGCUGAAGAAAGAGUUCAUGCCGUACUGGAACCUCAGUGUCACAGUGCUGCGGGGAAAAUUCAAUCAGUCGUACGACCUUUUGUCUAAAUGUGACUGCUACGUCGUCUUAAAUUUACCCACGGCCUGCGCUUGCUGUCAUCGCACCAAGACAGUGAAAAACAGCAAUGCACCAAAUUGGAAUGAAACGUUUAAUUUCAGAGUUCACAGUGGAGUCAAGAACAUUCUGGAAUUCCACAUAUUUGAUGCUGACAAGUUUACGAAAGAUGACUACUUCUCCACUAUCCUAUUUGACAUCAAUAACCUCAUACCUGGGCAAAAGCAAACAAAAUGCUUCAUUACAGAUGAUAAGAAAAAGAGUGAGCUUUGGGUGGAGUUUGAGGUGACCGUGAGCUCUGAGAAGCCUGAACCGUACUUCUCUAAUGGAGUGCUGAUGGCAGGUCCAUUCUGUGCACUGGAUGUGAAGGUGGAAAAACGUCUAAGGACUAAUGCGGAGAAGGACAUGAUGUUAAAACUGCGAGGCGCUUAUAAGGAAGACUGUUUGAUCCCAGGCUCUGAGGAAAACCCCAGCUGCACACAGACCAUUCGCUACUACAUCAACCGAGACCUGGAGACUGAGUUUAGUCUCAUCCCACCAAAAGCUGGGGAAGAAGUGGACAGGAUAAAUCCAAAGAUUGCUGACAUUCUGUCAUCAGCCCCUAUGAAACCAUUACCAGCCAAACAGCAGAUUCAACUCUCCAUGCCUAUUGGAAAGGAUGAAGUGGAUCUGCAACUAAGCACAGAGGGCCGCUCUGAUGAAAAGUUGGACGUGCGUCUGGAUUUUGAUAUUCCAAUGGAAGAAAAGAAUUUUCUGUUGAAGAGACGAAAAGUCGUGUCACAAGCUCUUCAGAAAGCUUUGAAUCUCAGCUCUGCACCUGAACCCAGCAAGGUCCCAUUGGUGGCUGUUGUGUGUUCUGGGGGCGGGACCAGAGCGAUGACUGGCACAUUCGGAGGCCUAAGAGCUCUGCAAAAACUUCAGCUUCUUGACACGGUCAGCUACAUCACAGGGAUUUCUGGCUCCACCUGGACUAUGGCUUCUCUUUAUGGUGAUGCUAACUGGUCAAACAAUGACCUAAAUGCGGUUUUGGAGUCUGUAAAGAAGGAGAUCUCUAAAAGUGUGUUUAGUAUAUUUUCCAUUGAGCAGCUACGGCAAUACAAAGAGAAGAUGGAAGAGACAGAGAAAGAAGGACGCCUAGUAUCUCUUGUCGAUAUGUGGGGUCUGGCUAUAGAAUACCUCAUCCAAGGGAAGAAAAAAAUGGGUACACUAUCUGACCAGCAGAUGGCACUAUCAAAGGGCCAGAACCCUCUUCCCAUCUACACAGCUCUCAACAUGAAGAAUGGCAAGACAGGAUGUACCACAGAGACUGAAUGGUGUGAGUUCACCCCAUAUGAGGUUGGAUUUACCAAAUAUGGUGCCUUCAUACCUGCACAGAACUUUGGGAGUGAAUAUUACCUCGGCCACAUGAUCAAGAAACUCCCUGAAACUGGAAUUUACUCUCUAUUGGGAAUAUGGAGCAGUGUUUUUUCUCUGAGCCUGACUCAGCUUUGGAGUGCUGUCACAGGAGUGAUUCCAUCCUGGGCCAGCAAAAUUGGGGAAGAAGUGAAUCAGUCAGACACAGAUGACAAACCAUCAACAUCGGACACACUUCAGGUCAGCCCUAUGACUAAUUUGGCAAAAAAGCUGAGCAACUUUCUGACCAGCCGCCCCAUUAUCAGCCAAGUGUUCAACUUCCUUAGAGGCUUCCACCUGCACAGGAACUACAGUGAGAACUGUGACUUCACCACAUGCAAAGACACACAUCCAGACGCCUUUCCAAACUCCCUGACACCAGCAGACACCACACUUGGCCUAGUGGACACUGCUUUUGUCAUCAAGUCAGGAUUCCCUCCUGUGUUACGCUCUAACAGAUGCGCGGACGUCAUUCUGUCUCUGAACUACGCUUGGGACCUGGACCACUUCAAGGUCAUAAAGCAAACUCAGGAGUAUUGCGCUGAUCGCAAGAUUCCAUUUCCAAAGAUUGAUUACAAGAAGUUGGAGUCUGAGCCGAUUAGGGAAGUUUAUGUGUUUGAAGAUAAAGAGAAUCCAGACGCUCCCAUAGUGAUUCACUUUCCAUUGGUCAAUAUCUCAUUCAAGCAGUUCAAGUCUCCUGGAGUGAAGAGAGAGGGUAAGGCAGAGAUAAAGGAAGGAGAUAUUGAUAUUGACUUCACUAGUAUGUUCUGUCCAUUCGCCACUCACAAGCUUACGUAUCAACCUGAGGAUUUCCAGAAGCUGAGCAACCUCACCACCUACAACAUUCUGAACAACAAAGACAUCAUUUUAAACACGCUGAACAAAGCGCUGAAGAGAAACAUGGAGAGAAUUCCUGCUACAAAGGCAUCAAAAUUCUGAUUUGAUGUUGACAACUGAAGUUAAAGGGGUCAUAUGAUGCUAUUUUAAAGAUCAUUAUUUUGUGUAACAGAAUAUGUUGACAUGCUUUAAUGUUAAAAAAACAACAUUAUUUUUCAAAUACUGUACAUCAGGGGUGCCCAAUAGGUCGAUCGCGAAGGCAAUGCUGGUAGAUCGCGCUUUAGGUCAGUGGUUCUCGCGAGACAACUUAAAACUAAUAUAUAAUAUAUUCACUAAUGUUAUGACUAUGAUAAUGUAAAAAUAUAUAUAUAAAUAAAUAAAAGCACCACCUCUCAACGUAUUCUGUAUUUCAGACCAGCAAACCUUUCCUCAUCGCGCUGUGUGAAAUACAGACUGAACGGCGGCUCAUAUACCCUGAUAGCACAUGUACAUCUCUGAGACGUCUAUUUGACGUCUGCAUUUACAUCUGCAAGACGUAUUUUUUAGGCUGUUUGCUCAUCUGCAAUACGUCUAUAGGACGUCUCCUUUUAGAUGUCAAAUAGACGUCUAUUAGAUGUCUUUAAGAUGUUUAUGAUUUAGAGUGUAUGUAAAACUGACAUCUUACAGACGUCUGUCACAUUUAUAGACAGCAGAUGCUUUCCAGAUCAACAGAUCUUUAACAGACAUCUUGCAGACGUAGGUGUGCGAGCAUAUGAUACACAAACUACAGCUCUCGGCUGGAUAAAAGAAGCCAGUGUCACACUAGUAGCCUAAAGUUUUAAUGGAUGACGAUUGUAAUCAAGGUAAAGAUGAUUACAGUGACAUACAGGAUCGUGCAUUAGGCGCGCGUUGUGUCCGUUAUUUGAUGCGCAAACGAACCUAUUUUACUUAUUUCACUAUUUUAUUUAACUUCUUUCUGCUUGAAUACAGCUCAAUAUGAAUACAGCCAGUGUUUUAUAACAGAUGCUCGCGUGCUUUGGAGAAGUUUGUGAGGAUCAGUGGUGUUCAUGUACGUAUGCAACCCAUUCUCAUACCCAACUCGUCACAUAUUGAAGCUUGGUCAGGACCACUUGGCGUCGCUUUUCGACGCUCAAGGUACCCUUUAGCGUCAUUUUUCGACUUGCAGGGUCCUCCGUUGCUUUAAAUAGGAAACCCUUGGCGUCAAUAUGCCGACGCCAUACUGGGAAUUUUAUCGUCGUAAUUAAAUUAUAGGCCUAUAUUGGGUAAUAACAUUGCCAUUAUUGCACAUAUGUUGGGGUGUGAUUUUUCAAUGUAAACAGCCACAGCAGUUUUAUUUAUAUUACAUUAUUUACACAUUUAUGAACACAUAACCCAACCCCUGCCCCUAAACCUACCAUUCGUCAAUAAAACACAAGAUAUAACAGGCAGAUACAACUACCGUCAUAAUUUAUUCAAAAAAUAUUAAUAUUCCAAGUCUUCCAAGGCAAAACAUUUGAUUUGUGAGAGGAAUAGACGCGAUCGCCGUCUCUGUCCGCCGUUAAUCCUGUAUGCUGCAGUCUGUGCGCGUCGCGAAUUCAAAAAAUGCCGCCAGAAGAAGCCUUACGUGAAAUGCUAUUGGCUCUUAUGUGUCUCGUGACCGAUUGCGUUAUACUGUUCUGACAGGCUAUUGGCUCUUGUGUGUCUCCUGACCGAUUGCGUCAUGCUACGUGACUGUAGUAUCUUUUUGAAUGAGAUGUGAGCGCGUUAACAGAGCUGGAUCAUUUUCAGCGAUUAAAAGCUUAUGUUUUGCUCUCUUCUUCUCAUAAAGAUUUCGUAUGGCUUCAGAAGACUUGGAAUGCAACACGAUUUGUUUGUAAUGCUUUUAUACUGCUUGUUUAUGGUCAGUUUUUGCAAUAAAUACCUGUGACUGCCCUUG
This is a messenger RNA of Onychostoma macrolepis, 4345 nucleotides long. RefSeq names its product phospholipase A2, group IVF, tandem duplicate 2 (gene pla2g4f.2). Gene Ontology annotation, molecular function: calcium ion binding; calcium-dependent phospholipid binding. The record is from RefSeq and is a predicted model, not a curated record. The transcript has 20 exons. Bases 106 to 2532 code for a protein of 808 amino acids. Gene Ontology annotation, biological process: glycerophospholipid catabolic process. Gene Ontology annotation, cellular component: cytosol. Lineage: Eukaryota; Metazoa; Chordata; Actinopteri; Cypriniformes; Cyprinidae.